Pangasianodon hypophthalmus (striped catfish) is the source of this 2240-nucleotide messenger RNA. RefSeq names its product probable serine/threonine-protein kinase 2. NCBI's taxonomy places the organism in Eukaryota, Metazoa, Chordata, Actinopteri, Siluriformes, Pangasiidae. Gene Ontology annotation, molecular function: ATP binding; protein serine/threonine kinase activity; RNA endonuclease activity. Gene Ontology annotation, cellular component: IRE1-TRAF2-ASK1 complex. Gene Ontology annotation, biological process: intrinsic apoptotic signaling pathway in response to endoplasmic reticulum stress; protein phosphorylation; IRE1-mediated unfolded protein response. The coding region runs from base 41 to 1252 and encodes 403 amino acids. The record is from RefSeq and is a predicted model, not a curated record. The transcript has 8 exons.
GACGAGGUACUGGCAUCCUGCCCAGGUGUACUCCCACAUCAUGAAAUCCUACAUUUCAUCAGGAAAGGAAGCUGGUGGCAGCAGCUUCGGUCAACGGACACAAGAACCCAAAACUGAGGAUCCGCCUCUCUCAGUCCAAGAGAGUACUAGCUCACGUGUUAAGCCAGUUGGUGCAAGCAGCAAUUUAGAAGAUGAUUUAGAAAAAACAAAACUCACCAGCCAGUUCAACAAAGUUCUUCACCUUAAAAUUUACUAUAAAGAAGAAUCUGUUGAUCCUUAUGGAAAGUCUUUGUGCAUCCUGCAUGGCCAGAUGGAUGACGGCACUAGAGUGCUGAUCAAGAGAAGGUCAAAAUCAGAAAUCACCUCCUCACAUUCAGAAGUGAAAAUUCUGCGAGAUCUGAAACAUCCUGGCAUUGCGGGGCUUAAAUGCUGUUGUGAGGAUGAGAAAUUCACCUACUUGGUGCUUGAUUUUGUUGACUCACCACUGGAAGAACAUAUUCGACAGAAUGGAAAGAAAACUACAGCCUAUCUGAUAAAACUCACACUGAAGAUUCUGGAAGGUUUAAAUUUCCUACACCAACAGAAUUACUUGCACGGUGACGUCAAGCGCGAGAAUGUUCUAGUGGAUAAAGAAGGGCAGCCCAAAUGGUUCAACUUUUCCUCAGCUUCACCUAAAGAGAUGGAUCGUGAUGGCAGUAAGAUGAAAGAUGAAAUAUAUAGAGCUGGAGAACUCGCCUAUUUCAUCCUAUCUGGUGGAGAGAAUUACUGUGGAUAUAACUAUGACUGGAAUUUCAGUGAGCUUCUGUGGGAUUUUAUAAAGUGGAUGACUAAAAAAGGGAAGAAUCUGAAUGAAGUACUACAUCACCCUAUAUCCUGGAAAAAGUACAGAAAGUUGAAGUACCUGGAAGCUUUGGGUAAUUUGAAUAUCGAAGUCACCAAGAAGCUCCGACAUUUAAAAAACAAGACUCAUGUCAAAUUUGAGAACUGGAAAAAUGAGCUGAUAAAGCCGGAAUUAGUGAAAAAGAUGGAGCAAGAGAGAGAGAAACGAGGAGCUGAAGGUGAAGCGAGACCCUAUCCAGAAGAUGUUCUCGGUUUUCUGCGGUUCAUCCGCAACUUCUUACAGCACCGGCCUGAAGAGAAAAUUGAUUUUCUCAUCCCUUUUUCUGACCUCUUCGAGAGUGUUUAUAUUUUGGCCAGGGAUAUGGAAUGGAACUCCAGGCCUUCAGUGGAGAUAAUUUUCUCCAGCUGGUAAAGGAGCAGAUCUGGAGGGUUCACAGGCAUAGAGUGUUGUGGUGAACUGGGAUGUUUGGAUGCUGUCGCCCCCCCACUCUCACACGUUCACUCAGGUGUGUUGAUGGUGGAGUGGCUGCUGCUUUAUGUCCCAGGACUCCCUCAUGUCUGUGUUAGCUUCUGGCUCUCCCUUUUAGUUAUGCUGUCAUAGCUAAUCCUGCUGGAGUCCCUGCUUGCACUCUGCACACAAAGAACAUUGUCCUUAACCAUUACAUGACAAGGGCGUACCUAACAAUAAUCUGUGUUUUCUCCACCCCUUCUCUGUUGAGCUACACACGCUACUCCUGAGACGCCAGUGAUCCUGACCCUUUCUGCUCUGCGGACCUGCCUGAUCCAUCCUGAAGGCCUACUUCCGGUUCUCCGAGUUCUCAUCACUUGGAAAUCAUUUGCUGCUGAUGGCCCCACACGGACAGCCUGAAGUUUGCCAUGAGAUUAUUAUGGAUAGUACCCACACACACCCCUAAAGAUGGCUUUGGAUGGUCUUAUUCAGAUAUGACUGGCCAUGCUAAAAACAGUUUACACUCAAGUCUCAUUCAUUAUUCAGUGGAUAACUUCACUUGGAUAUAUACUGAAGUUCCUUUUAACACGAUUAGCACCACGUGACUUUACAGUACACAGUUAUAGAAGGGAAUGAUUUAUAAUCGCACUAUCGGGUGUCACCCAGAUGAGGAUGGGUUCCCUUUUGAGUCUGGUUCCUCUCAAGGUUUCUUCCUCAUGUUGUCUCAGGGAGUUUUUCCUUGCCACUGUCGCCUCUGGCUCGCUCAUUGGGGAUCGACUGGAUCUACAAUCAAAACUGACAUAAAACAUCAACGUAAUUCAGAAAGGUCAGAAAUAAUGAUUUCUGCUUGAAAUAACAAUUUAGUGCUUCAAGUGUUGUUUUCUUCAAAGAAUUCAAUGAGACUGGUGUUUUGUGGAUACUAUUUAAUAAAGCUGCAGGUUGAGGACCUGUA